Messenger RNA from Sipha flava (yellow sugarcane aphid), 1656 nucleotides. RefSeq lists its product as uncharacterized. NCBI's taxonomy places the organism in Eukaryota, Metazoa, Arthropoda, Insecta, Hemiptera, Aphididae. The record is from RefSeq and is a predicted model, not a curated record. The transcript is spliced from 2 exons. Bases 551 to 1252 code for a protein of 233 amino acids.
UGAAUGCAACGCCGCACACGCACACGCACGCACACACGCGCACAGACAGCUUGGCACUGAUUUCUGUACCAGCAAGCGCCACCGCGUCUACUGCACACCACUCGAAAAACCUACAACGCUGCUGCUGCUGCCGUCGCUGCCGUUGUUGCUGCUCGCACUCACUCACACGCACGCAGUCCUCGCGUCCGCGCCGCACGCUCUCCCGUGUCUUUAACUUUUUUUUUUUCCGUUUUUUUUUUCUUUUUUUACAUUUUUGUUUCGUUUCGUUUUAUUUCUCUUUCCGUUUUUCCACGCUCGUCAUCGUACUUGCGAAGUUUUUUCACGCCCGUGCGCUUCAUCCAGUUUCGCCGCCCGUCACGCGGUCGCGUUUCGCGUCUCGUUCAGUUCGAGUGCGCGGACUCUGGUAGUCACACCGCCGCGGACGCGAAAAUUGGCGGCAGCGACGUCCAUACGUCCGCGAUCGAUCCUCGUCGACGAUCCUCAUCGGUUACGCACCGCUCGCACGUAACAACGUGAUACCGUAACGAUACAACGACGCACGAACGUCAUCAUGGCCCACGGUGCACAGGACGAACCUGUUGGCAAGGUGGUAGAGAGACAGCGACCGAAAGCGCCAGUUGGCUCCAGGCGAAUAUUCCCACCGCAGUUCAAAUUACAGGUGCUGGAUUCGUACAGACAAGAUUCUGACUGCCAAGGAAAUCAACGUGCUACUGCUCGUAAAUAUGGAAUCCAUCGCCGUCAAAUCCAGAAAUGGCUGCAAACAGAAACAAGCUUACGGUUAGCUGUACAACAGGCGACUGGCAUUCCGAAACCUCCAAAAAUUGCUGCUGCUGCUGCUGUAGUUGUAGAGACUACAUCAGGCUCGGACAGUGAUAUUAACGUUGAAGACUUAUCAGAUACUGAAGAUUCUGCAUUAGAUUUGUCAACUACUUGUUUAGAUUUGACCAAGCGUAAGCGCAUUGAAGAAGAACUGGAACCAUGUAAAAGGCGACCUUUGGCUCCAGUUGCAUCUACCGAAAGACCCUUAUAUGUUAGCCCAAUAAGAUAUCCAUAUGUAGAUUAUCCUAUGUACUACUGUUGGCCACCGUGUUGUUAUAGACCAUGCUAUGUGGAAAGACCUGUACCUCAAAGACUUACUUGUUCAUUGGACUUGAAAUUAUGCUCUUACGAACAAAAGGAACCAUCUCUUUUAGACAUAUCAUACCCACAACACUGGAACAAACAAGAUUAUAGGUUUCCAAGUUCGGUAUGAAAUACCUAUGUGUUCGCAUGAUGUAUACUUGUUAUUUUUACAUUGUCAGUUUUGACGUACAUGAAGAAUUUUUUUGGAUAAUCUAUAGUGAACUGUUUGGAUUGAAUCGAAAGAAAAGAGAAGAAAUAAUAAUUCUAUAUAUUUAACAUUGAUUGUUUAAUGUCUUUAUUUAUUUUUUAAUUUUCAUUUCAAUAUGCGAGAAAUAUUAUAACACUAUUGGAUUGUACAGCAACACUCUGUAUUGUAGUAUGUUAUCUAUAAUGUUAUUGUUAUAAGCUAUAACAUAAUACCAUAUCAUUUAAUAUGUAUUGUUUUAACUUUUAAAUUCUUAAGAUUUGUAUUUUUAACUACUUAAAUAGUAUAAGAUUGGAACAAAAACCUAUUUAUUUAAUCAUACGACUUUG